Molecule: messenger RNA, 2581 nt
Organism: Gamsiella multidivaricata
Lineage: Eukaryota; Fungi; Mortierellomycota; Mortierellomycetes; Mortierellales; Mortierellaceae
Exons: 2
Coding region: 85-2547 (820 amino acids)
Biological process (GO): regulation of DNA-templated transcription
Cellular component (GO): nucleus
Molecular function (GO): RNA polymerase II cis-regulatory region sequence-specific DNA binding; DNA-binding transcription factor activity, RNA polymerase II-specific
Source: RefSeq, a predicted model, not a curated record
CUUACUUUGUCUCGUAGAUCGAUAGAUCCGCGACUCUCUCUCUCAUCCCUCAAUCCCUCAAUCCCUCAUCGUCCGUGAGACCCAAUGCUGCAGUUACGAGCCUUACAGAGCGCGACUCUACUUCGCGUUGCGUCUCUGAGAACCGUCUCCGUGCCAGGUGUUAGUCCCAAGGUCUCACAAUCGUUCCUAGUCGGUCUACGUCCUAUGUCCAAACCGCUUCAACUGCACUCAAUCGUUCCCCUAUUUACGAUUUCUGAGAUCGCAACCAAUUUUUCAUCUGCUUCUAGCUCGAAACCCAAAGAGUGGACACCUGAGCUCGAUAUGAAACUCCUUAACUAUUGCAACUAUUGCACAUCAUCUAAUUGGGUCCAUAUAAGCAGCUCCCUUGGCUUUUCCGUCGCUGAAUGCAAGGCUCGACUUAAGACAGCGCAAAUACAGGAUGAGCGCCUAAAGAAUUGGUCCAUGACACUUGAGAUCUCGACUGAGCACGAAAAGUCAGUGCCAGAGCUGGUGCAUCUGAUGGGGCAGGGUAAGACGUGGCCCGAGAUAGCAGAGACCAUGCAAACGGAAGAGGAACUCUGUCGGGCUCAGUGGGCAAAGCUGGGCGCGAUUUAUUCCAUGGAACACCCAAAAAUGCUUCGGGAUACAAGAUUGUUGAGGGUACUCAAGAACAGCAAAUUUAAUCUGAGCAGGUGCGACGGGCGAGGAGGGACCGAGGGGCCGACAACGGGUGGUUGCAGAUCUUUGACAGGCGUAGACUUGUACGAUUGGGACAGAUUAUCCAGGGAGGCUUCCAAUUCCGAGUUCAGCCCGGAACAUCUGCGCUAUCGCUUCAUCACCCUCGCUAGGAACAGGAUUAGAUGGACCGCGGAGGACAGGCAGGCGCUUUACGGGUUCAUAGAACGAUCAUUAUCAGCACACGUUGGGAUGGGACUGGUGGAUGGCGAACCCGACUGGUAUAGAGCCUCCCGAGAGAUCGUUCAGGGCCGUCAUUCGCCUUACGAUUGCCGUGCACAGUGGAGGGUCUAUCACAGAGAACUUCGUCCCGGACGACACUAUCUGCCUUGGACUGCAUCUGAGGUCUUGGAAUUUUGGGAAGCCUGGCAGGAAUACGGAGAUAACUGGACCGCCAUCGCCAACAAUAUCAGCAGCGGUCACCAGCCUCGCACCCCUAAGAACUGCCAAGGGGCCUUUCACUUUGUUAUUAGCAAAGCCAAAGAAUUGCAAGCCAGCAGACGAGUCCUCAGCAAUACGUCCUCUCAAGUAUUUGUCAAGUCUGGAGUACGUUCGCAACACUCUUGGACUCCUGAACUGAUAUUUGAGCUCCAGCGAAUUGUCCAGGAGGAGACUAACUUUGACAAGCAGCGUCAAACCGAUGCAGGUCAUUACGACCCAACCUGCUCUCCAAAAAUCCGAUGGACAGCUGUUGCACGGAGACUUGAUGUCGGUAUCAGCCCAAAACAAUGCAAAUAUUGCUGGUUGAAGGCGACCUUUGAUUCUCAUGGAAGUGAUACUACUUCUCGCCGAGGCACCCCAAUUUACGAGCAUGACAGGAAGCGUCUGAUGGAGCUGCUUAAGCAGGGUCGACCCCACGGCGCGGAGAAAUGGAUUCAGUUUCAGCAGACACACUUCCCUACGCACUCACUGGAUGUGCUGAAACGUGAAUAUACUCACUAUUCGUUGAAGGAAUUGAUUGAGUCCAAGGCCCUGAUGCGACAGCUGGAGGAGCUGGUUCUCAAGUACGGCGAACACUCUUGGAGGCACGUUGCAAAGGCUAUGUCCGCCAGUGGACUUCCUCGCACAAGUCGACACUGCCAGCAGGCAUGGGCCGCCCAACAGGUUCAGACAAAUGCCCAGUGGAGCCUUGAGGAGCUGGAUAAUAUGAUAAACGCUGUGGAUGAUAUUCAGCAAAAGCGGCUCAGUGAAAGCGUGCUGGAACACACAAACACCGACGACAACUCCUCGCUGCCGAAACUCACGACCGAAGACUGGAUCACGAUUGGACGGCUUUUUCCAUCGAAAACCUCAGUCCAAUGCCGAUCCAAAUGGUCUGAGAUCAAGGUAAAAAAGGAUGGCGCCGCGGACGUUUGGGACAAUGACAGCAACUUCAACUCUCUUCGCAAAGGCUCGGGAGCUGAAGCAGCAUCCUCUUCCCAUCGAGAUCUGCCUCAGUCUGUCUGGAACAAAAUUCGGUGGACUCCAGAGCGAAGUGCGGUGUUGACAACGGCGGUCGAGAAGUUCGGCGGGAGCGAUGUCGUCUUCGAACAAGUCGCCCGGCGCCUAGGCACUACAAAGUCGGCCUGCCAGGCACGAUGGUUUCAAGAGAAGUCUCUCAAAAAGGACGCAUCCAAGAGAUUUUUGUGGAAUGAGAAGUACGAUAGGAUUUUGCUCGAAACUGUCGCAGAGCACAAGAAGAUGAACCUAACAAUCAAAGUAGCGCUCAAUAACGUUGCGAAGCAGCUGGAUGGUUGUCCACAAGACUCGCCGCGUGGCCGAUGGAGGUAUUUGGGCAAGUUGAGGAAAAAACAAGCGCCGCAGGAUUCAUAGAGUUAUUCUCAAGGAUUGGGAAUAACAUUGACGC